Molecule: messenger RNA, 351 nt
Organism: Penicillium angulare
Lineage: Eukaryota; Fungi; Ascomycota; Eurotiomycetes; Eurotiales; Aspergillaceae
Exons: 2
Coding region: 1-351 (116 amino acids)
Source: RefSeq, a predicted model, not a curated record
AUGCGCCCUGCUGAGAACAAACCACCUAGUCUCUCCGAAAUUCUCGAGAACUGCAGCUUUGUGGAGGCCGGUGGUUGGGAAGAUGAUUUACUGCUUCUUAACAACCUCGGAAAAACCAUUAAGUCUGCUCACAUGAUUGAGCGAAAGCACAAUCUGAAGGUUUCGAAAGCCGGUGGCGUCGACGACAAUGUUGAGUCUUAUGUUGCCCCUCAAAAGCGUGCCCAUGGGUCAUCUUAUGCGGUGACUCUUACUAAAAAGAAGCCCCGUGGUACCACUUCCCCUCCAUCGAAACAACUGUUACAUUUGAGGAAACCUAUAAUAACCCUUUCUGAUUUGCGCACACGCAAGUGA